This is a messenger RNA of Paramormyrops kingsleyae, 7976 nucleotides long. The record is from RefSeq and is a predicted model, not a curated record. NCBI's taxonomy places the organism in Eukaryota, Metazoa, Chordata, Actinopteri, Osteoglossiformes, Mormyridae.
CACUGUUUCUCUUGGAUGGGACUUGCUGACUUGGUGGGCAGGCUCGCUGUCCAGAGGCAGCUGCCUUCCCAUCAUGCCGUGUUCUACAUGUGAUCCCAGGGGGUGAUCCAUGUGGUUUUGGGAAGGUCUCUAUGGAGGCUGCCCACCCCACAGCGAAUGUUUGGCAUUCCAGCCUAGCGGAGGCAUUUCCUGUCAACAAGACCCCUGGCAGACUUGCGCGCCUGAUCUCUGCUUCCCGCUGCUGUCUCCAUCCCUCUCGAUCCCGGCCUUGCUUCAGCUCGUGCUGGCCCUCGACGAGGAGCGCAGCUGUCAGCGGCAUCUUCCCUCGGGAUGCUGACGGGAGUUGUGCCGAGUUCUGUCAGACUUGUUUGUUUUCCUUUGUCCGGGAAUGCUGCUGUGCCGGAAAGACUCACGCGCUGGGACCCGGAGCUGCGGGCUUGGCUGCAAGCACUGGGAGGGGUCAUAGUAACCGGACAAAGGCUGAGUCACGCAUCUGAUAGGUUACGAGGUGAUUUGACGCUUUGCUUACGGGAGGCUUUCCCAGGCCUGCUGCUGGAACGUCUAAUCAGGCUCUGAGAACCGGGCUGGGCGGUUCUGCCAACUCCGAGGUGCAGCUCUUUUGCUUCUUGAAGUCUGGUAUUGCCUGGUGCUGGUCUGCCGUGACUGCAUUUGGUUCAACUUUUGAAAAAGUGUUUCUCCAGAAGAUUCCAGCAGCCAAACGUUCCUCGGGACUCAUUCGGUCAGGGCACCUGAUAACGUCGGAGAUGAUACAGGCGGUUAUCGGGGUUACUCUGCUCCGCAAUACCACAGGAGCCUUCAGGACCAGGGAGCUGCCCGGUUUUAAAUGACUGCUGCCACAGAGGAGAGCAAGUAAUUAAACAGAGAGGUGGAAUAAUUAAAGAGAGCUGGAACAUUUUGGAUAGGGGACAGAGAAGGUUCUCCAGAGACCCAGCACUUUCUGGAAUUAAUGACACGGUCUCUCUCUGCUUACUGUGAUGACGUUGAUGUGCUGUUACCAUAGAAACCAGGGUCCCAGUGCAGACGGUUGAUGUCCAGGUGCUGAGUAAGGUGAUGGCCAUGCAGGUGGAAGUCAAGUCAGUGGAUGUGGGGAGAGCCGGAGGUCUCGGGGGUCGUCUGCAUUUGAGUCCCCUGACGGACUCCAGCAACAAGAACCCCGUGGAGGGCUCUGGCCCAGGCUCCCUCAUCCUUAGCCCAGAGCCAGCUAAGCCUGUGCCGGGGCCUAAGCCACGCCUCACUCCCAAACCCUACAUGUUGGAGAAGAAUGCCACGGUGAGGCCCAUCCUUGCCCCCAAACCCAACACUAAGCCUCGGGUUGACUUGGCCCAACCUGGUGCCCUCAAGUCGGACCUGCCCAGCACCGCUAAACCCUCAGAGUCUCUGGCUAACUACCCUGCUCCAGCUACGACGACAACCACCCACAAGCCUGGCCUCACACAAACCCCGAGGCACCAUGUCCUCAGCAUGCCAACCUCUAUUUCGGCAGAUGUUGGGCCGCAGGGAGCAAACUUCAGACAACCGAAGGCCAAGCCUUCUACUUCAGCAGAGUGGUCCGGCACCACAGAGCGGGGGGAGGCACAGGAGAAGCCAGGAAGUCGCGAGCGGUCCAUCGUCAGAGCCAAGUCCAUGGGCUACCUCUCCCAUCAGGAGCGGGACAGCGCCAAAGAACAGGUUGCUGAGGAUUCCUCAGCCAAGGGUGUGACUUCAUUGAGGACAGGAACGUGGAGGAGCCUCAAGACACGGCCUGUCUCUGCCAUUUUGCUGCCAGGAGAGGCCCAGGCAGAAACUGUAGCCCCCGAUCCCAGUCCCCGCUGGAAGGGUCGGCGGCCUCUGUCCACGGACCUCACUGCCAAGUUUGAGUUGGUCGGUCUCUCACUGCACCGACGACCCAGCAGAACUGAUGCCAAGGAAAACACUCCAGAGAGGGUCAGCGAGGAUAACAGCAUGCCCUCAGGGAGGGGGGAGUGUGAGAAAGGGGCAGAGUCUGUGACAUCCUCUGUCCCAGAACACCAACCAAAGCCCUCCUUGCCUGAAAGGAAGAAUGAGAAAGAGGACAGCCGAGAGGAGGUACGGACAAGUGAUGGCAUAAAAAGGAGGAUCACCCGUCUGUUUGACUCCACCCUCCUGACCCCUGCUGCCGAGUCCUUGCCUGCUGGGGAGCCUCGAACCCCAGCACAGCCCGCUGUGAAUGUGGACAUCCCAAUGGGUGUGAAGCAGAGGAUCCAGAAGCUGACUGAAGAUUCGCCGUCCACUCCAGCUCCCACUCCGAGGAUGUUGUUUAAGCCCCGCCCCCUACCCCCCGACCUCACCAAACGCUUUGCUGUGGAGAAGUCGGAGGAGUUCAGCUGCUCUCCACCAAGCCCUCAGGGGAGGGAGGUGCCGAAGCCAAACUGUGGGAGCGACGGGAAGUUGGAUGAUCUUGCCAGCACUAAUCCAAUGGAGGGAGAGGAAGGGGAAGACAGGUUCCAUAUCCUAAGUGACUGGCUCCUCCAGGAACGCCAAGACCUAUCAGCUGAGGGGAUAAAGGGAGGCAUCCAGACAGACAGCAGAUUAGUGCAGGGUGUACCUGGCACCAUGGUUCAGACGGUACGAGCUGCCUUGUUUGAAAAUGUGGUGGAGAGGCAUAGUGUGCAAGUGCUGGAGGAGCCCACGUUUGUAGCUCGGCCUCGGAGGAGCCUUUCUCUGCGGUACGGGGAUGAACAGGCAAGAGCUCACAACCCGCUCCGUGUGGAUCACAUGUUUGACACUGUACCUGCCGUGGGUGAGCGGAAAGCAACAAGUGAGCGUGUGUCUAUUGCCCAGUUGGAGGAGAAGGCCAUGACCCUGCGAUCUCGCCGGGGAGGUGCAACUGAAAGUUUGCUCGAAACCACUGCACCAGAGGAGAUCCAGGGACCAUCUCUGUCCCUGGGCCCCAAGACAGAGCCCCGUGUUCUGAGGGUGGGAGCUUUGCAAAAGUGGCUCACUGAGACUGAUGGAGAGAUGCUCGGAGGAAAGGAGAAGGUGACUGAGAGGCAGAGACAGAUUGAGAAGGAGAAGGGGCAGAUUGAGCAGGAGAAGGAGAGGCUGAGGCAGAUUGAGAAGGAGAGGCUGAGGCAGAUUGAGCAGGAAAAGGAGAGGCUGAGGCAGAUUGAGCAGGAGAAGGAGAGGCUGAGGCAGAUUGAGCAGGAGAAGGAGAGGCUGAGGCAGAUUGAGAAGGAGAGGCUGAGGCAGAUUGAACUUGAGAAGCAGGUUGAGCAGGAGAAGGAGAGGAAGAGGCAGAUUAAACUGGAGAAGGAGAGAUUACAAGAGAUCGAGAGGCAGAAAGAGCAGCAGUGGAAGAAAAUGUCAGAAACUGAAAGAGAGGAUGUUGGGGCACCCAAGCGUUUAAAAAUGUUGGAGGCUGAGGAGCAGUCUUGCAGACCCAGGGCCACCUAUUUCGCCUUAACUGGACAGAUCCAGGACCCCAUAACCCAGGGUGACAGUGAGGAUAGCAAGGUUGCAGGCACAGAGCUGCUCUUCAAUGACUUUUCCACUGGAUCUGGCAGGAGGGGCACCCAACACAAGAUGACUUCAUUGCGUAGGAACCCUUCACUGGAUGCUGCGUUUCGUGGGGGGUGGGCCGCCGGCUGGACAGAGGAGGAGGCAGAGUCCAAGGCCUUGAUCGAGUCUUCAAGUUGCAGUGAGGUGGCGUGGGAGAUGGAACGAGAGGCAGAGGGCACAUCACAAAAAGAGAGUAUGGGGGUUGCACAAGCUGAGCUGGACAGGCCAAGGCAGAAACUAUUAGAGCUGCAGAGACACAUCAAGGAGGAGCAGGAGAGACAGAGGCACAGAGAGGCUGACGUGGAUCUGGAGAAGUGGCAGGAGCAGAGGGUGGAACUCAGCAGGCAGAAGGAGAAGCAGCGGCUCCAAGAGUUGGACAAGCAGCGUCUGGUGCAAUUGGAGAAGCUGGAGAAGGGCUGGGAAAAGGAGAAGAUGAGAGUACCAGCUAUGCAGCAGGAAGUGACCGAGGGGCAAGGUGAAGCCCCAUCCUUGCGUCCCCAGGUGCUGGAUUUGGAUACCAUGUCCCUCCAGGACCGGCACUGGGCAGGCAGCCCUAGUGGCUCACGAAAACAGCCAUCCUCUGAUCCUGACGGACUGUAUCAUGUGGCUAUCUUGGACAUUGACUCUUUCCAGGGCCAAACUCAAUCAGAUCUCACAGUCGACAUCCAAGGUGUAAGCAGUGCACCUCGGCCUCAGCCCACCAUGUCCAGACAAGCAGGUGUGCCACCUGUAACCACAGGGGAUUCUGAGCCCCCAAGGACCCCAUUUCAGAUGGAAUUCCUGGGGCAGGCAGAGAAGACCUCACUGGUGGGGGGGGCACCAACAUCAACUCCUUUGUCCCACAGCAAGACACCCAGCAGCCUUCUGACCCCUGUUCCUCCCGCCAAAGUGGCCCCCAAGCUCAGCCUUGAGCAGCUUCUCCAGCGGCACACAGAAAAGUUUUCUGGGAGUGGAAGGGCUUCUCAGGAACGCCGCUGGUCCACUAUGUUCGAGGAGGCCAAUACACCUGAAGUUGCCCCUCUGGACAACUGUAACUCCUUCCCCAGCUGGGAAACCUUGACAGCCAGGGUUCCUGACCCUCACAGGCUAGGUCGGCUGACCCAUACUACUCCAGAACAUUCCAGAUGGCCCACAGAGAAGGGAGUGGAGCAGGGAGGUGUCCAGAGGAAACAGGACUCGCCAGCUAAGGACGUGUUGCGGAUGCGGUCCCGCAGUGUCUCGCGGAGGUCAGCGCCAGUGGAGAGCAACCUGGAGGGGCCCCUGUCCAGGAUGAGGAGCCGCAGUGCCCACAGAGAGAGGGGCCGACACACCUGGGAGCAGCUGAAGAGGUGCACAAGCGGCGAGGAGGAGGGCAGAGACACCACCACACUGGUCCGUGAGGCGGACAGCCAGUACGGCACCUGGGAGACAGGCCUGCACACAGAGGACAGCCUGACUCCCGCCACCCCCACCUCGGAAAGCACUGUCAGCCCGCCCCCCUGGAAGCCCACCCCACCACACACGCCCAGUGAACUCAAUGCAACCGCUGCAGCGAUAGUGUCCCCCCAGGGGGAGGCGGAGCCUCUGUCCUUCCCAGAGACCUCCACCACUCUGCUGGACUCCAGCGCCCUGCGCUCGCGGGUGCAGCUGAGCAAACGGCGCAUUCGGCGCACCCUCCCGUCACGUGCAGCCCGCCACAGCGCCACGCUAUCCAUGCUCCAGGAGGGCACCGCAGACCUCAGCCGAGACUGGAUGUACCGCGACUCGACAGAGGAAAAGGCAGAACAGUCCAAGCAAGCAGAUUCUGACUCGGAGGAGCCGCUCCGGCCAUCAGUGCCCUGCACGCCCAGCUCCCAGCUCCAGAGAGCGGCCCUUUUCCCUGGCAUGGACCCCUCUGCUCUCAAAGAUCAGCUCAAGAAGCGUGGGGACCCUGACAAUCAGACCGAUGGGCCUACUCCUGCGCCUUCUCAGCUGUCACGUUCCCCCAAAUCUCCCUUCCUCCCCCGGGCCUCCAGAGUGCUGCCUCCUGCUGGUGGAAAAGAUAACGAGGAGGAGUCCUCCCCACAGUGGCUGAAGGAGCUGAAGUCUAAGAAGCGCUUUAGUCAGUACGAAAAUGAGGCCUAGUCCAAAUGGACGGUUGCCUUAAAACUAGAGAAUGUGCAGAAGCUACAGAACAGUGACAUCAGAAGCCUUAACUUUUGACCUGGAUGUGAACAGACCUGUGCUGCUGCUGACGUGACCUCCAUGUCCUCCUUUAACUUCCUGUUGGAUGUCUGAAAUAUGUGCAUGGUGCCUUUUUUAAAAGAUAUAUUUUUUUGACAAGAUAAGUUGGAGUAAACCAGAAACUGCUUUUAUUUUUCCAUACCGAAUCUGCUUGAUCCUUUUACUAUGGGAAGGAUCUCCAAGCCACUUUGCUCUCUCGCUGCGUGGGGGAUGGAGGACCAGGCUGAACCACUUCCUGUCUGCGUAUGGUUGCAGUUCUGGAAGAUCUGCUUGAAGGCCCUGAAGCCACAUCCCUGCAAGCGCUUCCUCAAACUGGAACUACAUUCCAGAAACAUAAAAAAACUUUGUUUUCUAUUUUGAUUUAAAUGUGCACAUUUGGUGUAUCUUUGUGGGUAAAAGUUGGCAUAUUCAGUGAAUGGUCACACAAAGUUGCCAUAGUCUCUUUUAUUAUGUUAUAGAGAAAAAAUCAACAACAACCUGGCAUUCAGCAAAAUGUAAUAACUUCUUAUUGUCAACUGUUUUGUAUUUGUAUUUUUUGCUGAUUUAAAAGUGUAAAUGUUACUCAAAUGCAGAAAAAAAUGUAGCCAGUGAAAUAAGUUUAUAAUGGAACCAUCCAUAGCAGUCAUUGUAACUGUCGCUGUAGGAAUUAGUGAUUUUUAUCGCUCAGAUGCAACCAAGCAAAAUUAGCUUUAGUACAAGAAGCAAAUGGCUGCCUUGUCAUGAACUGAUUCCGCUUCUGAAGAGAAAUAAAGAGCCUGUACGCUGGGACCCUGGUCAGUUUGUUAUUCCUUCAGGAAUCUAGCUAAGAUGGAGAACGGUGAGCUAAACACAGCUUCUGGACUGGAUCUGAGGGUCUUCCAUGAUACAGACAUGAGUAGGUGGGUUGCUUGUGAGGUUUGGACUACACCUGUGCUUGUAGUUGUGUCAAAGGGUAUGGGUGAAGUUUAAUGUGGUCCAUAGUGAGCCGAAGGCUUGACACCUUAUGCAUCUUGGCUUUGAUCAUGUGUGUUACCACCCCAGUACAGCAGGUGGCAGUGUGUGUUCUUGCCUGCUCUUUGGAUGUAAUUUUUGUUUGGCAAAAGUAGUGAUGUGGAGGCAAUGGCAACAUCAUUUGAAGAUUAAGUGAUUAUGAUCAUGUUGCUGCAGUAUAUACUGUGGAAUAAUUCAGAAAUCACGCUGCGCCACCCUCAUAAAGAAUAUAUGUGAAACCUUUUGACACAGUAAACCACAUCUGAAGGGAAGCUAUGGCAGGAGUUCGGACCACAGAGUUAGGAACUAGUUUACAGUGCCAUAAGACUGACAUAAGAUGUGGCCUUAACCCUUGGUCUGUCGCUGCACUUAGGGUUCAUCAGCUAAAAGCGAGCAAAUCGUGUCCUUAGUGAUUAUGCAAUAGAGCCUCCUAGUGGCUAGUCUGAUAAAUGGGCUACACAAUAUGCACAGAUCUGGCUGGCUUACCAGUGGGCCACCCUUUGAACGCACUGCCUGAUGUCAAAAUGUAUAUUGUUAUUGUCCUUUUUAAUAAGCAGAAGUGUGACUGAGAGGCACCAGGGAAUGGAUGGCAGGAAUCAGGCUGCGGGCAGUUGAGAGCAUCUAAUCAUGGUGCAUCAUUAGCACCAGGGAGUCUGUGUUAGAGCUACAAGUCUCCCAGACUGCUGUGACUCCUGGAUGGGAAAAGGCUACACUGUCAGAGACUUAUUUGCAAAAUAAUAUGCUGACUGCUACUGGGUGCACUACGAAUGAUAUAAAUUAUUCUACCAUAAAGUUUAGAGAGAGAAAUGCUUAUAUCUGUCCAACAGAAAUGUAUAGAUCGAUUGCCUGGGAUUAAAACUAACUUCUAAUUGUUUUGCUGCCUUGUUAAGUUUUCUUGACCAUUGACUUUACUGCUAUUGACUUUACUGCUUUCCAAAGAUUUGCCAGAAAAUAGCCGCAGAUCCUCCCCUUUCUGCUCUGAAAAUUCCAGCAAGCACUUUGAAGCUGUUGAUUGACAACAGAAGUGACCAAGUCCUCUUUCAGUAGCAUAUCCCGCCUUCCAUGUUGCUGAUCGUCAGGUGUUGGAAUGCUGACAAUCUCGCCUUGUCAAUGUGUUUUGUUUUCCCUUUGGAGUUUGUGGUCCGUCUCGCAUGUAUAACUUGUGUGUUUUUACUCCUCAGUGCCAUUUUGUCAGUCUGGGGGAAACUUCCUUAUCUUGUGAUAUUACAAAAUGUGUCCGUUCCUAAAUAAAAUUUCCUGUAACUUUG